This is a messenger RNA of Gastrolobium bilobum, 636 nucleotides long. Its product is annotated as large ribosomal subunit protein uL29-like. The coding region runs from base 114 to 539 and encodes 141 amino acids. The record is from RefSeq and is a predicted model, not a curated record. Lineage: Eukaryota; Viridiplantae; Streptophyta; Magnoliopsida; Fabales; Fabaceae. The transcript has 6 exons. Gene Ontology annotation, cellular component: ribosome; cytosolic large ribosomal subunit. Gene Ontology annotation, biological process: translation; maturation of LSU-rRNA from tricistronic rRNA transcript (SSU-rRNA, 5.8S rRNA, LSU-rRNA). Gene Ontology annotation, molecular function: mRNA binding; structural constituent of ribosome.
AAGAAAAUAAGUAAUAGUAAUAAUAAUUACGUAUAUAAUGGAUCGUCGUUAACCUUGAUUUUCCGAUUUUAGGGUUUAGGGAAUUGUUGCAUAGCUGCGCGUGGAUCCAGAAAAUGGCGAGGAUAAAGGUGUACGAGCUGAGGAACAAAACCAAGGCGGAGCUGCUGAACCAGCUGAAGGAUCUGAAGGCGGAGCUAGCUCUGCUUCGAGUGGCCAAGGUCACCGGCGGCGCCCCUAACAAGCUUUCCAAGAUCAAGGUGGUGAGGCUUUCGAUAGCGCAGGUUUUGACGGUGAUUUCGCAGAAGCAGAAAGCGGCGCUUAGAGAGGCUUAUAAGAAGAAGAAGUAUUUGCCCCUUGACCUUCGUCCCAAGAAGACCCGAGCCAUUCGCAGACGCCUCACAAAAAACCAGGCAUCACUGAAGACAGAACGGGAGAAGAAGGAGGAGUUGUACUUUCCACUAAGAAAGUUUGGAUGCCAGCAUUCCAAUUUUGCCCAGGUGUGCAUACUAUCAGAGAGCUCUCUCGGGCCAAUGAUGUGAUUCAAGAAUAGUCGAGUAGCUGUCUAUGAUUAGAUGACCUUCUUUCUGGAUGACUAUGUAUAUGUUAUUCUUUUGGGUCAUGAUGUAUGACCUACAU